This is a messenger RNA of Pistacia vera, 1092 nucleotides long. RefSeq names its product zinc finger MYM-type protein 1-like. The coding region runs from base 1 to 1092 and encodes 363 amino acids. NCBI's taxonomy places the organism in Eukaryota, Viridiplantae, Streptophyta, Magnoliopsida, Sapindales, Anacardiaceae. The transcript has 4 exons. The record is from RefSeq and is a predicted model, not a curated record.
AUGCAGACCGUGUGGACAUUAGAUGAAGCAGUUAGUAAGACAACAAAAGCAGAAACCCAACUGAAGAAAUUUCUUUUGCGUCAAGGGUUGGCAUUUCGUGGUCAUGAUGAAACUAAAGACUCGAAGAACCAAGCAUCAGUGAUUCAAAAAGAUAUUGUGAAUGCUGCAGCAAAUGAAACCACAAAAGCUAUCAUUAGUGAUCUUAGAGAUGACAUAUUUUCAAUUUUGAUUGAUGAGUCUCGUGAUGUGUCAAUUAAAGAACAAAUGGCUAUUGCCAUACGUUAUGUAGAUAAAAAGGGUCAUGUACUUGAGCGAUUUCUUGGCAUUGUACAUGUUAGUGACACAACUACAGUAUCACUUAAGAUGACUCUUGAGUCAUUAUUCUGUCAACAUGGAUUGAGUUUGUCAAGAUUAUGUGGACAAGGUUAUGAUGGGGCAAGUAACAUGCAAAGAGAAUUUAAUGGUCUGAAAAGUUUGAUUUUGAGGGAGAAUGAAUAUGCUUAUUAUGUUCACUGUUUUGCUCACCAACUUCAGUUGACAUUAGUAGCCGUUGCAAAAAAUCACAUUUCUAUUGCUUCAUUUUUUAGCUUGGUUACUAAUCUGAUAAAUGUGGUUAGAGGUUCAUGUAAGCGUCGAGACAUGCUUCAGGAGAGCCAAAUUAAUAAACUUGUUCAAGCACUGGAAAUUGGUGAAGUUAGCAAGGGACGAGGUUUGAAUCAAGAGACAAGUCUAAAACGAGCUGGUGAUACACGUUGGGGCUCGUAUUAUUAUACAUUGAUCAACUUAAUCCUUUUGUUAUCCUCUGUGGGCGAUGUGCUUGAGGUUAUUGAAGAAGAUGGUUUAAAUCCUGAACAAAGGGGUGAAGCAUAUAUGCAACUUCAAGAACUUAACACUCGUUUUACUGAGUUGCUUCUUUGUAUGGCAUGUUUAGAUCCAAGUAAUUCAUUCUCUGCUUUUGACAAACAUAAGUUGAUUCUUUUUGUCCAGUUUUAUCCAUCUGAUUUUUCUGCAUUUGAGUUGAUGAUACUUGAGAACCAGGCUGAGACUUAUGUUAUUGACAUGCGUUCUUGUGAUGAAUUUGCUAAGUUAUAA